Molecule: messenger RNA, 3020 nt
Organism: Kockovaella imperatae
Lineage: Eukaryota; Fungi; Basidiomycota; Tremellomycetes; Tremellales; Cuniculitremaceae
Exons: 21
Coding region: 168-2930 (920 amino acids)
Molecular function (GO): carboxypeptidase activity
Source: RefSeq, a predicted model, not a curated record
GUUCCACGCAUUACCACCCAUGUAAUGGCGAUUGCCGGCGGAAUAACUGCCAGCGGUGAUGGCCGCCUUCUACCCGAUUCGGGUUAUAGGUCAUCUCCGAAGUUCCCGAUGAGUGUGGAAGCCCAUCUCCCUAUCUCGUUGUUCACUUGUCCAUUGCAACCAGCAACAUGGACAGCAAGGAACCGAUUCAAGUCGGUCUCGAGCAAGGUCUACCGCUUACGAGGGCGGAGCCUAGCGAGCGAGGCCGAUCGAACAAGAUGACCAAGGGGCUGCUUGCUCUCGCAUCCCUUCUUUUCCUCGGUUGGGUUUGGAACUCUGUCGAAGGACAUUCAUACGUCCCUUCUCUCUGGAAUGAAGAGUCAGACUACCGAUUCGAAUCGGUAGCUGAGCCAUCUACGUGGAAACACAAGCAUCACAGCCAUGGCAAGCACAAGCACAAGGGGAAGCACGGAAAACAUGGCAAACAUGGCAAGCAUGGUCAUGGCCACGAUGGAAAGCAUAAGCACGGGGGUUGCCAUUCCCCACGGGACUCUUUCCCAGCCAAGAAGGUCGAGGAGGUUUUCCUCUCCGUUCCUCGGAAUGACUCAAUCCGAAAUGCUCUUCGGCGAUACACCAAAGCUGCCCACAUUGCUGGCAAUGGCCAAGACAAGCUCGACGCUCUGAAUCUUAAAAACGAGUGGGAGAGACUGCUAGGAGUGCCUGUCUCAGGACCCGAAGAGAAGCUGUACGAUGCGGGAAGUGAAGAAAGUCAGCAGAGUGUGCGAGGAGGAAUGGACAAGUUGGACGUCUGGGUGGACACUUACUACCCCAUCAUGACGUAUCCUGUCACCUCUUCCGUCACUUUGCUCUCGGAUCCACCUUUCAAAGCCAAACUUCAGGAAGACAUCGUCGAAGGUGAUCCCGACUCGAUUCUGCGUGAUGAAGUCAGGCCAUUCCACGGUUAUUCCGUCAGCGGAGACGUCCAAGCUCCGAUCGUCUACGUGGGAUACGGACGCAAGGCUGACUUUGAUCUCCUUGCCGAGAAGGGGAUCGACAUGAAUGGCAAGAUUGCUCUGGUCAAAUACGAGCAUGUUUUCCGAGGUCUCAAGGUCAAGGCCGCUCAAGAAGCCGGCGCUAUCGGUUGCAUCAUCUUCACGGACCCUGGUGAUGAUGGAGAAAUCACCGUCGAGAACGGCUAUGAAAUCUACCCCGAGGGUCCGGCAAGACAGCCCUCUAGUGUUCAGCGUGGAAGUGUACAGUUCCUCUCGAAGUACCCUGGAGACCCGUCGACUCCUGGAGAGCCGGCUUAUGCCAAUGCGACUCGAGUCGAAGGAGGAAAUCAACCCUCCAUCCCCUCCCUCCCUAUCUCUUACGAAGAUGCUAUUCCCCUUCUUCAGAGCAUGAAAGGUCAUGGUAUGCUUGCUAAGGACGUCAGAGCCGACUGGGUCGGAGGACUUGAAUUCCACGGGGUAGAGUACUGGACAGGACCUAGCGAGGUCGAUGUACACCUUGUGAACGAGGUCAACACGCGCGUCAAUCCUAUAUGGAAUACGAUGGCGACAAUCCCUGGUAUGAUACACGAUGAAGUCAUCAUCUUUGGAAAUCACCGAGAUGCAUGGGUCCUUGGUGCCGUCGAUCCUAAUUCCGGUACUGCAGUUCAGUACGAGAUGAUCAAAGGUAUCGGCAAACUUUUAGAACAAGGAUGGAAACCUCUCCGAACCAUCGUGUUUGCCAGCUGGGAUGCCGAAGAAUAUGGACUGGUUGGAAGUACGGAGUGGACCGAAGACUUUGGUGAUUGGCUCAAGACAGAUGCUGCUGCGUACCUCAAUCUCGACUCUGCGGCUUCAGGACCACUUCCUGGUGUCUCUGCAUCUCCGUCUCUCGCGUGGCUUUUCAAAGACGCUGCGUCGGAGGUCCUGGGCAAACAAUUCUUCACUACAUCUACUGAGAACAAUGCCACCGUCGGCUGGAAAGCUUGGCGAGAAGCCAAAUUCGGUGCAGACGAAGAAGAUUUCGAGAGCAUGUUCGGCAGCGAUACUGGAGUAACGCCGAUGGGAUCUGGCUCAGACUUCACUGCAUUCCUCCAACGCUACGGCAUUGCUUGUGCGAACGCCGGAUUCGUUGGCGGCCCUUCCGACCCUCCUUAUCACUACCACUCAAUCUAUGAUUCGUUCCACUGGAUGGACAACUUUGGAGAUCCAGGAUUCAAGUCGCAUCUGUAUGCUGCCAAGAUCAAUGGAUUGGCGCUCUUGCGUCUCGCCGAUUCGCACAUUCUCCCAUUGAACACAACCCAGUACGCGUUUGAUAUGGAGCGAUAUCUCGCCAAGGUCCAGCACAUUGCCGAGUUUGCUGGCGUCGCCGAGGUGCUUCGACUUGAGCCGCUCAAGAAAGCCAUCAAAGACGUCAAAUCUGCAUCAAUGGAUCUCGACAUGCAGCGUGAGAGGGCCCUUAAGAAGAUGAACGACCUCGUCCCGGACCUUGUAGAACGAGGCGCUCGAGUCUGUGUUCCAGGUAAUGGCCACAAUGGUUGGCAGAGCUGGGCGAGAUGGAUCAAAUUCCAUCUCGGAGGAAGACGAGCAGGAUGCCACAAGGGUAGGAAGGAUCACGAAGACCAUUCCGGGGACGAUUCUGAACCUCGGCUGCCUUCUCGUCUUCCCGUCAUCGACGACAAGACUGUCAAGGCCUUGGGAGCCAUUGCGAAGGACAUCAGGGUGAUCAACAAGAAGUUGCAGUACUUUGAAGGUGGUUUCAUCUCCGAGGAAGGCAUUAAGGAACGAGAAUGGUACAAGCACAAGGGUGUUGCACCAGGUCUCUGGCUCGGAUACGGAGCCACCACCUUCCCCGCUUUGACCGAAGCUCUAACCAUUGAUCACUCUGUCGAACUCGCUCAGGCGGAAGCGGACGAACUCACCGAGAUGAUCACCAACAUGGCCAAAAACCUAAGGGCAUGAAGAGCGGACACUAGAACGUCAGCAGAGAUCCCUGAAAGGACGCUUUUGUCGAUCUGGGUAGCGUGAGGAGCGCAAUCUGAAGCGUAGCAU